AUGCCCGCGCUUCUCGUGCUGCACCUCGCGGCCACGCUGGCUGUUUUAGCCCGGUCGGUCGCCGCCGUGGGACCGCUCGUCCGGUGCGAGCCGUGCGACGCCGUCGCGCUCCUGCAAUGCAAGCCUCUGCCCAAGGACUGCGCCGUGCGGGCGAGGGAGCCCGGCUGCGGCUGCUGCGUGACUUGUGCCCUGGGCCCGGGGCAGGCGUGCGGCGUGUACACGGCGCGCUGCGGCUCGGGCACGACCUGCCGGCACCGGCCGGGGGAGAGCCGACCCCUGCAAGCUCUGCUGGAGGGACGGGGAGUGUGCACAAGCGAGGCGUCCAAAAAACUCAAUGUCAUUCUCGUUCCGGCGCAAAAACAAGAACAUGGCCACAACCAGGAGGAAGGCUGCGUUAACAAGACGGCCACAGUGACCAUGUUGCCUGGUUUAUCAACUGUCAAAGCGGGGCAGAGUAAAGGGGUAAUGGACACCAGACCCCCGUUACACAACAAGCUGAUCAAGAAAGAUCAUCACAGGAAGACUCACAGCUACAAGGUGGAGUCCGUGUCAGAGGGAGCCAAUAUGGAUAUGUACAACUUUUCAGUGGAGAACAAAAGAGAGAUGGAGUAUGGCCCAUGUCGGCGGGAGAUGGAGAGCAUCCUAAAUAGUCUGAAAAUCAGCAAUGUACUCAACCCCAGAGGCGUUCGCAUACCCAACUGUGACAGAAGAGGUUUCUAUAAGAAAAAACAGUGCCGUCCAUCCAAAGGCAGAAGACGGGGAUACUGCUGGUGUGUGGACAAAUACGGACAGCCCCUGCCUGGCUAUGACAUCAGGGAUCGCGAUGACAAACAUUGCCACCUGCGUGAGAGCCAAUGAGCGGACAGAAUGGCUGGGAGUGGGGCAGAGAAGGAACGGAAGAAAGAAAGCAGGGAAGGGUUGAAGCACAGCCUUUCCGACUGGCUCGGCAGCUACCUGUUCUGUACUGAGUUUCUCUCGCUCUAAAGGAAUGAACAAGCUAAAAGCUAUGAACACUUGGAAAAGUGAGAAGUAUCUCAUCUGCACUAUUUUGUUGAGGGCGGGGGAAAGGGAGAGAAACAGGAGGGAUUUUUCCACUCACUUUAAAAUGACUUAUUUGUGACUGUGACCCCAAAAAUGCAGCGCCAUCAUAUCCAUGUGUGUCUGUGAAUGUGUGCCCGUGAAUCUGCCCGAGCUAGUCUUAAAGUGUGGGUGCUUGCAUUACAUGUGAGACGGCACAGCAGCAUGUCUGUGCUAGAGGGGUGUAGAAGUGUGUUUUUCCAAAACCCCAAAACCAGUGAAGUUGGCACGUUGUGUAAAUCCAAAGUGCAAAGCCAAAGCCGUUCAUCAACAACACCCGGAAACACUGUCGGCUUCGCUGGGCCCGAGCUCAUUUAAGAUGGACUGAUGCAAAGUGGAAAAGUGUUCUGUGGUCUUGACAAGUCCACAUUUCAAAAUGUUUUUGGAAACUGUGGACGUCGUGUUCUCUGUACCAAAGACGAAACGAACCAUCCGGACGGUUAUAGGCGCAAAAUUCAAAAGCCAGCAUCUGUGAUGGUAUGGGGGUGUAUUAGUGCCCAAGACAUGGGUAACUUACACAUCUGUGAAGGCACCAUUAACGCUGAAAGGUACAUGCAGGUUUUGGAGCAACAUAUGUUGCCUUCCAAGCAACGUUAUUAUGGACGCCCCUGCUUAUUUCAGCGAGACAAUGCCAAGCUACGUCUUACAACAGCGUGGCUUCAUAGUAAAAUACCACAACGGAGACCCCAGAUUUUUCAACAACUCAAGCUGUACAUCAAGCAAGAAUGGGAAAGAAUUCCACCUGAAAAGCUUAAAAAAUUGGUCUCCUCAGUUCCCAAACGUUUCCUGCAAUGCAAAAAGUCAGUGUUCAAAAACAAGAAAAGAAAUACAAAAAUUAGGGGUAUUUUAUUUGAACUAAGCAAAAUUAUCUGCCAAUAGAACAAGAAAAUUUGGCUUGUCAAGACUUUCCAAAACAAGUAAAAUUAGCUAACCUCA
This is a messenger RNA of Nerophis lumbriciformis (worm pipefish), 2013 nucleotides long. RefSeq names its product insulin-like growth factor-binding protein 3. Gene Ontology annotation, molecular function: fibronectin binding; insulin-like growth factor I binding; insulin-like growth factor II binding. Gene Ontology annotation, cellular component: extracellular region. Lineage: Eukaryota; Metazoa; Chordata; Actinopteri; Syngnathiformes; Syngnathidae. Gene Ontology annotation, biological process: regulation of insulin-like growth factor receptor signaling pathway. The record is from RefSeq and is a predicted model, not a curated record.